Desarmillaria tabescens is the source of this 1594-nucleotide messenger RNA. RefSeq lists its product as uncharacterized. NCBI's taxonomy places the organism in Eukaryota, Fungi, Basidiomycota, Agaricomycetes, Agaricales, Physalacriaceae. The record is from RefSeq and is a predicted model, not a curated record. Gene Ontology annotation, molecular function: chromatin binding. The coding region runs from base 47 to 1534 and encodes 495 amino acids. Gene Ontology annotation, biological process: DNA-templated DNA replication. The transcript has 9 exons.
GUUUAGUACUACAAGUUCCAAACGCGUUCAUCUUGAGUCCAUCAUCAUGGUCUCUUCGUUACCUUUCGACGCAAUUGAAAAUCCUACUAACGCGCUACAUGACCUCUACAAUGACCUCAAGGAUGUCAGUCUCGACGCAUUCCCAAGCCGCGUAGCCACCCAUUUCACUUCAAUUUUCGCGGCAUCCGACGCGUUCGAAAAAAUUCCUUCUUUAAGUACUCAGAGGCCUCCCGAGCAGCACCAGCACAGAGCCCUUGUACGUUUCCGGGCCAUGAUUCAGGACACAUCGAUAUCACCAGAAGUAUACUUGGCCAGACUACCAGGUGGAAAAGUUGGUGGAUGGGGCCUCGUCGACGAGACUGUUCAUGCUGGGCCCAAUUUCGAUUAUUCAAACCUGAGAGAAUGUUCUGUCCUUUGGGCUGUUAGCAUUCCUGGAGAAUGGUCUACCGGGGACCCUGAAGGUGGUCCAGAGCACCGGUCAACGCAGCCACACAAAUUUCCUUUGCAUGGCGUCUCGCAUAUUGGUGUCAAAAUCAAGAUUUACGAUGGUCAGGCAGAUUCGUUCAAGCCUACAGAUAUUCGUCACCUUCGUCGGCUUCACACCGACUUGGAUGGCAGCACUUCUACUUUAGUACCCACUCUUCAUGUUCUGUUUUCUCGACCGGUUUCUUCGACUGUGAUGCCGCGCAGUGUGGCAUCUGAUUUUGACACAAACCUUCGCUCCGAGCUGAUAAGUUGGAUCGCGCAUGAAGGACUUGCUGGCGAUCUCGAGGCCGCGGAGUGGGUACUUUUGUGCUGCAUAGCACGCGUUCAGUCCCGAACACCACCGAUCUUUCCACCUUCUUUGGGACUCUGCAGAUUUCCUUCGCCCGCUUUCCCCACAUCGUUAACCCCUGCUAUCUCGCAUAUUCUCUCCCUCUUAUUCUUAUCGGUCUCCACCAUAUCUCCUUUCUUUUCAAAAGAUGAAGACUUGCAUAGCGGCUGGCUGCAACUUCCCAAAGGCAGUGUUUGUAUUGUCACAGAAGCCGGCGUCCAGGAGGGCAAUGUCGUUGAGCGCGGUUUACUAAACUUACGGGCCAUGCAAGAGAUGAUGACAUCACAAACUCUUCAAUAUGUUUUCCCUUUCAGCUCGUAUUCUUUUGAAACAGACGUUGUCUUUAUCGUCUUGAGUGAGGGAAACAAGAGUGCCUUUUUCCCCACCCUUGUUCAGUUUCCUUUGAAGCCCGUGACAGAAACGAAUGGACUAUAUAAGAGUCCAGGCGAGAUCCAGCUGCCGUCCAAAAUUGAUACAUUCCGGCAUCUAGUUUCCAAGGCUAGAAAUAGUAGCGUUUCAAUUGGGGAUGAGACUGCCAAGCAAAUUCAAGAGGAUUUCGUCAACGAACGAAAAGGAGGGAACGUGACAGCUGAUGAUCUAAUUCAACGUAUGUCAGUUGCAAGGCUCCUCGCACUUUCUUACGACAAGUCUGAAGUUGAUGGGGAAGUGUGGGAGAAGGCCAAGAGUCUGGAGAGAUCGAGAAGAGAGAGAAUCAACUAGCUAGAUCCAAGUGUAAGAUUAUAUUUAGGGCUCUCAUCUAUCAACUCGCUUAUACUACCA